Messenger RNA from Eubalaena glacialis (North Atlantic right whale), 930 nucleotides. Its product is annotated as transmembrane protein 106A-like. The record is from RefSeq and is a predicted model, not a curated record. The transcript is spliced from 6 exons. Lineage: Eukaryota; Metazoa; Chordata; Mammalia; Artiodactyla; Balaenidae. Bases 1 to 462 code for a protein of 153 amino acids.
AUGGGACAGAUGACACUGGAGAGAGAGGCCCCCCUCAAGGCCUGGAGCCCCUCCGAGGGGCUCCUGGCCCUGGGGCCUGAGCGGCUGAGGCCCAUGUUGGGGAAUAUCCUGAGCAUCUCCAAUAACAACUACUACCCCAUCGCUGUGACCCAGCUGACCAUUGAGGUUCUGCACCUGUCCCUCGUGGUGGGGCAGGUCUCCAACCGCCUUCUCCUCCGCAUCGGCCCUUUGGCCAGUGAGCAGAUGUUGUAUACGGUGGCCAACAGGAUAUGGGACGAGAACACAUACAAGAUCUGUACCUGGCUGAAAAUCAAAGUCCACCACGUGCUUCUGCACAUCCAGGGCACCCUGACCUGUUCCUACCUGAGCCGUUCAGAGCAGCUGGUCUUCCAGAGCUACGAAUACGUGGACUGCCGGGGAAACACAUCCAAGCCCCACUUGCUGGUCCCUCGCCCGCCGUGACCUGUCUGCUGUCGUCGAGCUCCGGCCACCUGCCGGCCUGGUCUGUAUCUCCCACCACUCCGUGGCACCCAACAGGACGAGAGUGACUUUGCCAGAGGAAAAGCCCUGCUUUAUCAUACCCUCCCCCUGUUCACCCCCAGCAGAGGAAGCCUUCUGUGGACGUUAACUUCAUACACACACACACACACACACACACACACACACACACAGCCUCACACCCUCUCUGAUUUCCACAGGAACGGAAGCCUGGUUCUUCUCGAGGCCAGCACCAGAUAUUCCCCUUGGUCCUGAGGAAAGUCUGACCUGACAUUUCCUCAGAGCUGCCUCAGAGGCACGGAGCGGCCCCCACACUUCCGGUGCUGAGCACCUUGGUUGCCCAGCUCGUCCAGGGAAGACCUUCCUUCUGCCUGAAUGUGGAGAAAGCUUUCAUUUUGUCUGGCUUUUAAUACACGGAUCCUUUCCAAGUUC